Molecule: messenger RNA, 2326 nt
Organism: Salmo salar (Atlantic salmon)
Lineage: Eukaryota; Metazoa; Chordata; Actinopteri; Salmoniformes; Salmonidae
Source: RefSeq, a predicted model, not a curated record
UCCAACCAAUCAAAUGUAUUAGUAAAGCCCUUUAUGAAGACUUACCCUUCUCUUCUCCGCCUCUCCUCUCCUCCAGAUGGUGAUGUACAUCAGCCAGGCGCAGGCUGUGCUGAAGCUGCCUCGCCCUCUAUUGCCCCUGGUGGUUCAGCUGGAGAAGCGUGUGGACGCUGUGUAUGGCCUUCCCACCACCCAUGCCAUGGCUGCCACUACCAUCUUUACCCUCCUCCUCAGUGUCCCUUCCAGGGUUCAGUUCCAGUUUAAAGUGGGUCUGCUUGUGGCGGUGGUGUUGUCUGUGUAGGUGUGUCUGAGGCGUCUGUACACAGGCAUGCAUUCUGAUCUGGAUGUGAUCUGUGGUGCUUUAAUCUCAGCCACAUUGAUAGUGGUCACCUACCCAUACUGGGAAACAUUUGACCGGCUCCAGCUCACCUCCCCACUCGGGGCAUUGGUGCUGGCCUUCUUCCUGAGCUACACCUACCCCGAGCUGGACCAUUACACCACCAUCCUGGGGGUGAGUGCAGGCUGUUCUGUGGGCUACUGGAUGAAGAGGCUGGGGGUGACGUUUGAGCCCCAGGGGGUGCUACCCGUACCCCUGCCAGCACUGACAUUGGGUGGCUUAGCCCUGGAGCGCCGCUUUGUGGUGGGUGUCAUGGCGUUGGUGGCGACUCGACAGAUGGUGAAGACAGCCAGUCUGUGGGUGCUGUGCUCCUGCUAUGGACUGUCGGUCAAAGAAGAUGCCAGGAGGAAGGAGAUUGAGGUGCCGUAUAAAUUCACCACCUAUACAUUCAUAAGCUUGGUCCACUCUAUUCUGGUCAAUAGACUGUUCAUAAUACUGGGACCGCUAUGACCCAAUGCUGUUACUAUAUAACAUGAAUGAUGACAGGAUCCUAGCAAGUGUUGUAUAAAAAUGUGCCUUGUAUAUUUGUGACAUUUGUACAUUUUAUACAUUGAUUCUGUAUUUCACACAUUGUGUAACUCUGAAAGACUGAAGACAAAGUAAAAAAAUUCUGAAUUACACCAAUUUUAUUUAACAUGUUAUUUGCAUUAUUUGUUAUUUGACCGUUUUAUCCCUUCACUUUUGUAAGUUCUUGAUACCUGCUUCCUCUCACUACCACAACCAUACCUAAGCAACACCUGCAUAAUUACAGUACUGCAUUGUACUGUCAGAGUUUAUGUCCUGUUGUAUCUUUCAUUAAGUAGAUGAAGCUCCGUCCAAGAGCAUUCGACCCACCUAACAAGACCAUGCAAGUCAAAAAUAAACAAUGAAACCUGUUGAACCACAGCUGUGGCUUCCUGUUAUUUACACUCAUACAGCAUAUAGGCCUAAUGCACUGUAAGACAAACCUUUAAUGUAAAUGACUGAAUUAAAAUGAUUGCUCAGAGCAAUGUCUUUCAAUGGUACAGUAUAUGGGUUAAAAGCUCAUGUGAAACAGGACUGCAGUGAAUUCAGAAAUACAGGGCUGCAGUGAAUUCACAGGCUGAUGUCUCAUUUUUAUUACCAUGGAGAUAAAAAUACAGCCACACUUCUUAUAUACAGUGCCUUCUGAAAAUAUUCAGACCUCUUUCCUUUUUCCACAUUUUGUUACAUUACAGCCUUAUUCUAAAAUGUUUUUUUUUUUUUUUUAAAUCCCCUCAAUCUACACACAAUACCACAUAAUGACAAAGCAAACAGGUUUUUAGAAAAUGUAUGAAAUAAAAAAAACUGAAAUACCUUCAGACCCUUUUUUCCCUCGAGACUCGAAAUUGAGCUCAGGUGCAUCCUGUUUCCAUUGAUCAUCCUUGAGAUGUUUCUACAACUUGAUUGGUGUCCACCUGUGGUAAAUCCAAUUGAUUGGACAUGAUUUGGAAAGGCACAAACCUGUCUAUAUAAGACCCCACAUUUGACAGUGCAUGUCAGAGUAAAAACCAAGCCAUGAGGUCGAAGGAAUUGUCCGUAGAGCUCCGAGUCAGGAUUGUGUUGAGGCACAGAUCUGGGAAAAAAAUGUCUGCAGCACUCAAGGUCCCCAAGAACACAGUGUCCUACAUCAUUCUAAAAUAAAAGACGUUUGGAACCACCAAGACUCUUCCUAGAGCUGGCCACUUUGUCAAAUUGAGCAAAUCGGGAAUGAAGGGCCUUGGUCACGAAGGUGACCAAGAACCCGAUGGUCAAUCUGACAAAGCUCCUCUGUAGAGAUGGGAGAACCUUCCAGAAGGACAACCAUCUCUGCAGUACUCCACCAAUCAGGCCUUUAUGGUAGAGUGGCCAGACGGAAGCCACUCCUCAGUAAAAGGCACAUGACAGCCCGCUUGGAGAUUGCCAAAAGGCACCUAAAGCCCCUCAGAAACAAGA